Molecule: messenger RNA, 2237 nt
Organism: Fundulus heteroclitus (mummichog)
Lineage: Eukaryota; Metazoa; Chordata; Actinopteri; Cyprinodontiformes; Fundulidae
Gene: manf
Product: mesencephalic astrocyte-derived neurotrophic factor
Exons: 4
Coding region: 151-693 (180 amino acids)
Biological process (GO): dopaminergic neuron differentiation; neuron projection development
Cellular component (GO): endoplasmic reticulum
Source: RefSeq, a predicted model, not a curated record
ACCAAUCAGGCGGCGGAUGCGCGGAACGCGACGCUCUGUUCUGGUCUUACCGGCGUAUGUGAGCUCCGGAGCGGCGGGGAGAUCCAUGAGUUCAGCUGGUCGGUGCGCAGCAGCGGUUCCACGGACGUCCUGAGUUUAUUGAAGCCGAAGAUGUUGAGUGUGAGCGGGUUGUCGGUGGCUCUGGUCCUCGCCCUGGUGCCGGGAGCUGCUGAAGGCCUGAAGGAGGGAGAAUGCGAAGUGUGCGUCGCCUUCCUGGGGAAGUUUUACGCGUCGCUGAAGGCGUCCGGCGCCGACUUUAACAGCGCCGCCAUCGAGACGGAGCUGCUGAGGAGCUGCAAGGACUCCAAAGGCAAAGAGAACCGAUUUUGUUACUACAUCGGAGCCACGAGCGACGCCGCCACCAAGAUAAUAAACGAGGUGUCCAAGCCCCUCAGCUACCACGUCCCGGUGGAGAAGAUCUGCGAGAAGCUGAAGAAGAAGGACAGCCAGAUCUGCGAGCUGAGAUACGACAAGCAGCUGGACCUCACCACGGUGGACCUGAAGAAGCUCAAAGUCAAGGACCUGAAGAAGAUCCUGGAGGAGUGGGGCGAGUCGUGCAAAGGCUGCGCCGAGAAGUCCGACUUCAUCCGCAAAAUCACCGAGCUCAUGCCGCGGUACGCGCCUGCAGCCGCCGAGGCACGGACAGACCUGUAGCGGCGCAGGGCAGCGGACUCUGGACAGACUGUAAACCCUGCCAGCAGGAGGAGGAGGAGCAGGAGGAGGAAGAGGAGGAGGAGGAGGAGUUUUGUCUUGUCUCAGUCUUGUUGUGCACUCCUGAUCUGCACAGCAGGCUGAGGGUUUCUACUGUACUUUCUAAUAAAGUUUGCAGCAGGCGCAGCAUUCCUGCUCCGUCGUGCGAAUCAUUUCCCCACAAACAUCCCAGCAGAGCUGCGUCUCUAAAUGACCUGCAGAGGCUGGAGCUGCUCAGGAGUCCCUGAUCCGGUCUGGAGCAGCAGGAGAACCGCCGGCUGCUCUGAGACCAGCAGCGUCUCUGCAGCCUCUCUGCAGCUGCUGCUGGUCCUCAGGCUGUUGCUGCUGGUCCUCAGGCUGUUGCUGCUUCCAGAACAUCAGGGAUCAGACCAGAGUCCCUUCAGAUGUAACAUGUUACUGAAAUGGACCGAGGCUGGACUCUGCUGGUACUGAGCAGCUCAGCAGCGCCCUCUCUGGGUAGUUAACAGAAUCACAGCCUAGUUUAAAAACCUUUGGCUGAAAUAAAACCGGUCCUGAUAAAAAUCUCGUAUCAGAAGGAUUUAAUUUUAUUUUUUAGCUCUAGGAGGAAACACAGCAGGCGCGUAACGUAAGCAGCUUAUGGGCUUCUUUUUAAAAGCGUAAAUUUACUCCAGGCUUUUCAGCGUUUCUGCGCAGAAAACAACUUUGGCCACAUAGAAAGGUCUCCAGGUAGAAGGUGCACCUUGGCAGCAUCCCAUCGAUCAGCAGAAAUAAAAUUAUUUCUACCACCUGAGGCCGAACUGAGACUCGACUUUUGUGACUUUCAGAAGUAAACUUUGACACGGGAUGUUUUCCUGUGUAUUCCCUGCCAACCAGCAGCGUUUAUGCGUCUCAAAUUAUAACUUUAAUCUAAUUUAUGCGUCGCGUAGCGUAAAUAUGUCCAUUUAUCGGCUGAUUAAAAUGAAAAGCUGAGCGUAGGACGCUUUGUAACGCCUCGGUGUGUUUCCUCCUCAUGUUUCUGUUCAACCAAUCACAAUCCAGUCUGUUCCGUUAUGUAAGCGUUGCCUUCUUGACUCGUUAUGUGAACGCCUCCCGGAUUAAAACCACAAUCACUGCCAGCACCAGUUAACCCAAGAGUAUCUCUUUUAUUUUGAAAGGCUGUUUAGGCUAAAAUCAGUGAUGGGAAUAAAGAACAUGAAGUGACCCUUUUACCAGUCAGAUGGUUUUAUAGCCGAUCCCAGAUUCAGUCUGAGCACGCUCAGAGGGUACGGGGUAAUGAUCGGGUUCUGGUGCCGCGGUUCCUGCCGGCCCGGAUCAGCCGAGCCGUCCGGGACGAGGAAUGAAAUCUGAAGGAGAUUCUAAUGUCCUGAUAAAGCUAAAGGGGUUUGGAGGGAAUUUUAUUUCAGUAACAUUUUUAGCUUUUCUUUAAGUUGUUUCUGAGACAAACUUCUUUGAACGUUUUCUGGUUCUUUUGGUUUAACUGAUAUUUGGGGGAUCUUCUGUAUUUAUUAAAGGUUUUUCCAAACUUC